AUGUUUGCUGGUAGAAGGCUAGCAGCCAAGACAGCCAUAGCUGCUACAACGGUGGUGGCAGCAGGCAUGGGAGCCGCGACGUUACAAUCGCGGCGCGCCGACAACGAGGUGAGGACGGUAGGAUUACGCAAAACCGCAGCAACUGCGUUACCUUCACGCAGUGAGCUACUAGAACGGGUAGCCAAGACUGCGGAGUUUGACGUGCUUGUGAUUGGAGGCGGGGCGACCGGAACCGGUUGCGCCGUGGAUGGGGCCACGCGUGGGCUCAACGUGGCACUUGUGGAAAUGGGCGAUUUUGCGUCAGGUACGUCGUCCAAGUCCACCAAGAUGGCACACGGCGGUGUUCGGUACCUGGAAAAGGCGUUCUGGGAGCUGUCCAAGGCGCAAUUGGAUUUGGUGAUCGAAGCGCUCAACGAGCGUGCGCACAUGUUGCACACUGCGCCCCACUUGUGCAAAGUUCUGCCCAUAAUGAUCCCCGUGUACAACUACUGGCAAGUGCCGUACUUCUAUGCCGGUUGCAAGAUGUACGACCUGUUUGCAGGGUCGCAAAACCUCAAAAGCUCCUACCUGGUGAGCGCCGGCCGCGCCGGUGAGAUCGCGCCCAUGCUGGACGCGUCGAAGCUCAAGGCCGGACUGGUAUACCACGACGGGUCCUUUAAUGACUCGCGCAUGAACUCCACACUUGCCGUCACCGCCGUCGAGCGUGGUGCCACCGUGCUCAACUACAUGGAGGUGUCCCAGUUGCUCAAAAACGAGCGCACGGGUAAAGUAGAAGGGGCCAUCACGCGUGACCGUGAGACCGGGAAAGAGUAUCGCGUGCGGGCUAAAGUGGUGGUCAAUGCCACGGGUCCCUUUAGCGACCGGAUUUUGCAAAUGGAUGCCGAUCCUAACGGUAAGGCUAACGACACACUGGUGGCGCAUGCAAACGAAGACAACGACUCCAUAGGAUCCCGAGUGGCAGUAGCCAACCCUCGCAUGGUGGUCCCAUCUGCAGGAGUUCACGUGGUGCUACCCUCUUUUUACUGUCCCAAAGAAAUGGGGUUACUGGACGCCAAGACUUCUGAUGGCAGAGUGAUGUUUUUCCUACCAUGGCAGGGCAAGGUCCUCGCCGGGACCACCGAUAUUCCCAUGAAACAAGUACCCGAAAACCCCACCGCCACUGAGGCGGAUAUUCAGGAUAUUUUGAAAGAAUUACAACACUACAUCAAAUUCCCUGUCAAGAGAUCUGACGUUUUGAGUGCAUGGGCCGGCAUCAGACCUUUGGUCAGAGAUCCUAGAAAGUUGAAAGAGGGUGAAGCUGGUUCCACUCAAGGUUUAGUGAGAAGCCAUUUCUUGUUCACUUCUGACAACGGCCUAGUUACCAUUGCAGGUGGUAAAUGGACCACAUAUCGAGAAAUGGCCGAAGAGACUAUGAACGAAGUAGUCAAACUAGGCCAAUUCAACGCCAAGCCUUGCAUCACCAGAAAAUUGAAACUUGCCGGUGCCGAAAACUGGGACCCCAAUUUUGCUGCUCUUUUGGCUCAAGAAUACCAUUUAUCAUCAAAAAUGGCUGAGCAUCUUGCUAAUAACUACGGAACUCGUGCACCUAUAAUAUGCGAAAUGUUGAUGGAAGAAGAAAGGAACAAGUUGCCAGUUACUUUUGGGGGCAGAGAAAAUGUCACGGUUUAUGGCAACGUGGAUUUCGAUUCUUUUAGGUAUCCAUUCACUAUUGCUGAACUUAAAUACAGCAUCAAAUAUGAGUACACUAGAACUGCACUUGAUUUCCUCAUGAGAAGAACCAGAUUUGCAUUUUUAGACGCUAGACAAGCUUUGCAUGCUGUCGAUGGUACUGUUAAUAUUAUGGGUGACGAAUUGGGUUGGGAUUCUGAAAAGCGUAAAGCUGAAACGGAAAAUGCAACUGAAUUCAUCAAAACCUUUGGUGUCUGA
Messenger RNA from Lachancea fermentati, 1926 nucleotides. The record is from the annotation of a GenBank genome assembly. Lineage: Eukaryota; Fungi; Ascomycota; Saccharomycetes; Saccharomycetales; Saccharomycetaceae.